This is a messenger RNA of Neoarius graeffei (lesser salmon catfish), 6722 nucleotides long. It is a transcript of the gene nadk2, whose product is annotated as NAD kinase 2, mitochondrial. The record is from RefSeq and is a predicted model, not a curated record. Gene Ontology annotation, cellular component: mitochondrion. Bases 1230 to 2546 code for a protein of 438 amino acids. Gene Ontology annotation, biological process: NAD+ metabolic process; NADP+ biosynthetic process. The transcript is spliced from 12 exons. Gene Ontology annotation, molecular function: NAD+ kinase activity. Lineage: Eukaryota; Metazoa; Chordata; Actinopteri; Siluriformes; Ariidae.
CGUGAUUUAAAGAUGGCGGCGCUUGUGGAUGUCGGAAGUCAAGCUUAGUGUUUUCUUUAGCACUCAGCUAAAGCGUGAAAACGGUUUCGACUGGCGAGGACGGGUUUCUGUUCACGUCGAUAAAUUGCAUGAGGAGCUGUAGAGGGGAAUGGCAUAAAAAAGAAGCGGGUUUAGAGAUGGGAGAAGGUUUGCUAGCUGGCUAAUAGUAAACAGGCUGCGGUUAAACCCGCCCACUGUUGGAAUGUUCGGAUGUUUAUUUGCGUGCUGUUUGCACUGGGUGCAGUUGGAGUGCAGUAGUUUAUGGUUUGGGAUGUGAUCUUGUCUCUGGUGGUAGCAGAUUAAACAGCUGGCGAGCCGAAUGACAGCUGGAUGUUUACUUUAGCCGAGCUGAUAGGUGUGUGUGACCUUUGUUGUGGCUACUACUUCCGAGUGAACUGUUGAGAACCUUUCUGGCACUGAAAGUUGCCCCUUUCUAAAUAUUACUGACUUAAAGACAACUUUGGUAGUUUAUUAAUGCUUCUGUAGGACUCGGCGAACUUUUACUAAGUUAGUUGACAAGCUAGUAAUCUAGCUAAGCUGACAGCUGUCCUCUUUAAUAGCUUCUAGACCCAGCAUACAGAUAGUUUAUGUUCUAUACCUGUCAGGGUGGUUGUGGGGCAAAUAAAUAAGUAUUUGGUAUAGUAUCUCCAUUGAAGAAGUCAUAUUUUAUUACCCAGUUUUUUAACAUUUUUUUUUCUUCUAGUUUUGCAUUAUUCUGACCAUCAACAUCUGGAUAACGAAAAGCUCCAAGCAUUGCCCCAUGACACUUUAAUGCACUGGAACUUUUUUUGUUUUUUCCUCUUUAGGCUCACUGAUUGUCAUAUAUAUAUAUAUAUAUAUAUAUAUAUAUAUAUAUAUAUAUAUGCUAAUUUAGGUUAUAAAAUCUACCUGUCAGUGCUGUAGGGCGAAGAUCUAUUUAAAUGAGAAAUUAGACAGUCCCAAAGCAGACCAUUCUGGUACAGUAAUUCUUCCAUUUGGGAUCUCUAUAAUCAGAACAGACUAGGUUCCUAUAUUAUCCAACCCAUCAGUAUCUGAAUACAGGAAAUCUUUAAGCAGAUUUUCACUCCCUGACUGGUUAAUGCACUGGCGCAGUUGUCCACCCAGACAGUUUUCGUUUCCCAGGGUCUCUCCAGUCAUCCUGACGUCACAUUCGGACCGAACCACUAGAGUUUCAAACGUUUCCCACGAGAAUGACACUCCCUUUUUUAAGGGCGUUUCUCUGCUCUCGAAACCCAGUCGUGGCGAUUAUUAACAGGAGCGGCCGCCUGCGUUUCCAUCAGACCGGUGUGUGUAAAGAUGCUUUACAGGCUGACAGUGGUUUCAGACCUUCAAAAGUUGCAGUAGUGACUAAAACCACACGAUAUGAGUUCGAGCAGCAGCGGUAUCUGUGCGCUGGACUGUCAGAAGAGAAUCUCAAACAGCUGCUUGCUUUGAAAGGAUCCAGUUACAAUGGACUUCUGGAAAGGCACAACAUGCACACACACAAUGUUAGACACAUCGUGGACAAUCUGCAAAAACAAGGUAUGGAGGUUCGUGUGGUUAAACGAGGAGAGUAUGAUGAAGACACAGUCAGAUGGGCAGACGCUAUUGUGUCCGCUGGAGGGGACGGCACCAUGCUGCUGGUUGCCAGUAAAGUGUUUGAUAAGAACAAACCUGUAAUAGGAGUCAACACUGAUCCAGAACGGUCCGAGGGCCAUCUGUGCUUGCCUGUGCACUAUACACAUGCAUUCUCUGAAGCAUUACGAAAACUUAGGAAGGGCGACUUCAGGUGGCAGUGGCGUCAGCGUAUCCGCGUGCACUUGGAGGGCAGGGGGAUUAACCCCACUCCAGUGGAUCUGCACGAGCAGCAGCUGAGUUUAGAGCAGCACACCAAAGCACACCGCAUCACCACUAACUCCCAGCACAGAAGAACACAUGAAACCUACACAUCACCAUCCCUACUUCCUGUCCGAGGACUCAAUGAAGUCUUCAUCGGAGAGUCCCUAUCCUCUCGGGUGAAGUAUAAAUCCUUCAAACCCCAUCUUACCCUCUCGCUCCAUAGGGCUUCCUACUAUGAGAUCUCCAUCGAUGAUGGACCGUGGGAGAAGCAGAAGAGCUCAGGACUUAGCGUUUGCACUGGAACUGGAUCCAAAGCCUGGUCUUAUAACAUUAAUAAACUUGUGGAACAGACUGUGGAGGAUGUCCUUGAAAUAGGCAAAAGAAAAACUGGUUUGGAUAUUCCACUAUGCGAGGAAGUCAUCAGAAGCGUGACUGAAGCGUACAAUGAGGCUCUCGUAUUCAGUCCAGAGGAGAACCAAGUUUUCUUUAGCGUCCGUGAGCCCAUCGUCAACAGAGUGUUUUCCAACAGCCGCCAAAGAGGAUUUGCAAAUAAGGUGUGUGUCCGUUCGAGGUGCUGGGAUGCCUGCAUGGUGGUGGACGGAGGAACAUCCUUCGAGUUCAACGAUGGCGCUAUUGCCACUAUCAGCUUACAUGAGGAGGACCUGCUGAAAACGGUUCUGCUUGAUUGAACACAUGACCAUAGUGUCGUAUUGGAACUGCAUCAUCAUGUCUGGACUGGAACUGAUCACUGGUGGAAGGUCAAAAUGGGUUACUCUCACAACGUCCUCAUCGCUUAUAGAUGAGACUGAAAUGAAGAAUAUUUACUUUUAUGAUUUUACAGCUAGGAUAAGAAUCUUUUCUGAGGUGUUAUGAAAUCCCUGCUGACUGCCCUAGAUGGAUUUUUUUUUUUUUCUCCUCCCCCUUUGGCCAGCAAGAAUUGUGUAUGUUAGAUUAGAUUAAAUUAGAUUAGAUUUAUUGAUCCCUUUGGGAGGGUUCCCUCAGGGAAAUUAAAAUUCCAGCAGCAUCAUUACAGGAUGAAUGUGGUUUUAACCCAGACAGAAUGCCAUACAUUUUGUUGCCAUUGUUCUCAGCUGUUGAGAGGAAGUCUAAAGCUAUAUCCACACGAAUACAUUUUAUUUUUAAAACACAUCACUUGGUACAUUUACACCCGGCGUCCACGCUACUCUGGAGCCCCAAGAAGGAGACGUUUAGAAUUGCGGCUGGUUUUAGUUUAAGAAGGAGGAGAGGAAGGGAAAAAAAAAAAAAAAAACAAGCUCUGUAGCAUUUUAGCUAAAACGGAAUCAUUUGGAAAUGACGACACAGACGCCCACUUUCGCUUCCUGAGUGGGUCGUUUAAUCACAAUGCAUCUUUCACUGAUUCAUCACACGCCUAUCACGUGACCUUGUUCCAGAAGAAAACAAAUGGCAUCAGCUGUUUAUACAGCGUACGUGAAUGGUCAUGUGAUAUGCGUUUUCAGGUGUGUUAGUAUACACUACUGUUCAAAAGUUUGGGGUCACCCAGACAAUUUAGUGUUUUCCAUGAAAAGUCACACUUUUAUUUCCCACCAUAAGUUGUAAAAUGAAUAGAAAAUAUAGUCGAGACAUUUUUCUGGCCAUUUUGAGCAUUUAAUCGACCCCACAAAUGUGAUGCUCCAGAAACUCAAUCUGCUCAAAGGAAGGUCAGUUUUAUAGCUUCUCUAAAGAGCUCAACUGUUUUCAGCUGUGCUAACAUGAUUGUACAAGGGUUUUCUAAUCAUCCAUUAGCCUUCUGAGGCAAUGAGCAAACACACUGUACCAUUAGAACACUGGAGUGAGAGUUGCUGGAAAUGGGCCUCUACAGGGCCGGUUCUGCCCUAAUCUGGACCCGGGUGCAACAUCGCGCAAAAAAGUGGGUUUUUUUUUUCCCUUCUUCUAAAUUUACUUUGACUUGUAUUUCAUCGCAGACCGUAUGAACCCAAGAUAUUUCAUGUUUUAUCUGGUCGACUUCAUUUCAUUUAUUCAUAUAGAUCAUUCCUUUGUUUCAGACCUGCAAUACAUUACCCAAAGGGGAAAAAAAAAAAAAGGGACUGGGCAAUUUAUGGCUAGUAAUGAGGUAAAAUCAUCCAGACUGUUACCAACAAGAAGUCCAAAAGCCAGGAUCUGUCAUGGUAUAGGGUCGUCAAUUCCCUCGGUACAAAAUAACGCCUAAAAUGUUUCAGCACUUUGGUGUCUUAAGUGUUGUGAGAAGGAAUGGCAACAUUAUAAAGUGGUAAGUGCUUUACUGUCCUGUGUUUUUUUUUUUUUUUUUUUUUUAAAUGUGUUACAAGAAUCAAAGUUAAACUGUUUUUAUUCUGAAAGAAAAAAAUCAUGAGGUCAAACAUCAAAUAAUGCGCUGUUGUAUAGACCCCUUCGCAUGUUUGUAAACAAACCGACCGUUGCCAGGAUGCGCGCGCAACCUGGACCCAGAAACAAUGGCGCUGCCCAUAGACCGGCAUUAUGAGCUGUCAGAUUAUGCAAAACAAUUGUCGUUACAAGAUCGAGAAUGCUACAUAAAUAAGUUAACUCUAACAAGUGGACAUCGCCUACCGGAUCUGCAUUUAAUUAAAGAGUGGACGGACGAUGUUAGUAAGUUCCCUGGUAUACAAUGGCCAGAUAUAUACUCGUACCUUAUUGACAAGACUUCAGUGUACACCCACGAAAAACUUCGUGCCUACAAGUCUUUAGACGCAUAUGAUUGUUAUGUGCGGGCAUGUACAGAACGUGUUUUACACUGAAAUUGUUUUAAUCAAAUUAUGCCAGUGAUGUGAUGACAAUGUGGCUUUAGCUACAACAGCAAAUACCAACACUAAACAGCAAUUUGCAGGAGGUAAUGGCAUGAAAGGAACGAUAGUGUAAAGAGUGCAGCUAAGAGAAAUCAGAGCUGUGUAAAAAGCGAGAGGCAGAGAGCAGAAAUGAAACUGAACGGGCCGGGAGCUAGGUUAGAGCAGUCAACGUAAGUUGGCAUUUAGAGUGAGGGCACACAAUUUUACCUUUCCAUCCUUGCUUUAAAAUUGUGAUUUUCGGCAUACACAAAUAAUGAUGGCACAAAAUCUGGACUGCUCGAGUCAAGCGAGACCUCUCCUACAAACAAAACUGCAUGCUAAGCUAAGUUAACAUGCUAACAAUAUUCAUUACAUUGUGUAACUAUGACCCAGCUAAUCAGACAAACGUUACCAAAGUAUUUUGCUACAUCAAUAAACGAAGACUAGAAAGAAUAAAAAAGAAAGAUUUAAUAAAUAGCCUGAUCUUACCUGUGAUGAAGUGGGCGCUGCAAACCCGCGCAUUUUUGAUAGUGCUUUCAUCCCAGUCUACACGUUUGAUGGCUUGUAGUCAUAGACGUCGGCGAUUUUUUUUUUUUUUUGGAAUGGGUGAGAUCCUGCUGGAAUUCUGAACAUUUUAACCCCAUCACUGCUACGAUUCUGACACCCGACAACACAACAACUAGGCAUUUCUGAGUCUUUUUUGGGUCCAGGCUGCGCGCGCAAUUUCCGCUUACGUAUGAAUGACGUUUACUGCGAAGGGGUCUAUUGUUUUAAGUGCAAUACAAGUCCAAGAUUAUUUACAAAUCGUUGUUUUCGGUUUUAACCCUUUCAAAACCAGGAAAAAUGCUAUGGAACUUCACGUGUACAGUUGUACUACGCAUUAUGUCCGAAGGGGUUAAUUUCAAUUUCAACAUACCGUCCCAGCUUUCUGAUUUGGGGUUAUAAAACGUGUUAGUGUGGAUGUAGCCCAAGUCUGCAUGUAGAUUUUGUUUGCACUUUUGAAUCACUGCCAUACAAAUGUGAAUCCAAUCAGGAGACGCUUAGCUUUGACUGUCCGGGAGUGUGUUGAUUGAUUGAUUUUUGAUUAUGGUGAAGUUCAGUUAUUUGAUUUUCAUGGUGUGCAUAGUCAAAGAAUUUGAAGCCAACGAAACAGUACAGCCACAUGAUUUCAUUUUUGUUCCACGAUAGCAGUGCUUAAUGAAGGGGAAGGAAUCAGGAAUCGGUCAACCCCCUUUUUUUUUUUUAAACAUCGGUCCACAAUGUUUAAGGCUUUCCUAAAAGAGAAACCAAUCAGUAAUGUACACUAAAGUGACCAUGAUGAGUAUCUACUAAAUGUGAAUGCAGCAAACGUGCAGACAUGAGCAGUCCACCAGGCCUGAUGCGCUCCUAUGUUAAUGAACAUGGCCUGCCUUUUGUCCUGCAAGCUUCAUCCCAGUCCUGAUAAACAGCUCGAACGAACUUUUUCAACUGGUCAGUGUUACUGAAGUGCUGCUGAUAUCUGUGAUUAUCGUCAAAGUGCAUCAUAGAAUCCUUUUUUGAAAUCCUGAUGUAGCGUCAUAUCACCCACCUCUAGUCUUCAGUCAUCCAGACGAUGAUGACGAUGAUGUAAAUGUAGGUGACUGGAUACGUGUUUGGAUCCCUGACAUUUUUUCUACUCAAAGUGGACUCCAAAUGAACUGAAAUCCUUUCAGGUGAGUGCCCCAAAUACGACUGCAGUCACCUGGAUGUACUGAAACAAGACGUUCGGUUUUGAAUCGGUUCAUUUACACCAUGUAGUGGCCGUGUGGUCUUAAGUGUAGUAGUGGAGGAUCAGAAUAUUACACUUUGUAAUGCUGCACUAAAAUUUUUCGAGUUGGAAAUGAGCAUGCCAAAAUGGGUUGUGUCUAAAGAAAAGACAACAAGGGAAUGUAUAAUUGUAUUGCUGGUUUCUUUAUUUAUUAAAAAAAAAAAAAGAGAGAACUUGUUUCAUGUUCUAAUUUCAGAAGGGAUGGAGGCCAAAUCCCAAAGCAAUGAUUUUAUAUCCUUUUUGGAUUAUACUUACUCAAAUUAGUCAUAAUCAAUCGUGGCAGGUUUCUUACCAAUUUC